GGAAUUUCAGUUCAUAACAGACAGCUGCCGAGGAGAAAAACCACCAUCCAAACCUUUUCUCACUACUGACUCCUCCGUCUCUGCAACCUUUGGUCGGAAACGCGAAAACCUUAACAACUCUCUCGUUGAGGCUUGAAGGUUGUCAAAUGGGUGCUGACGAGAGAUUAACAGCUUUGAAAAAGGCGUAUGCUGAUAUAAUACUUAACACGUCUAAGGAAGCGGCGGCGAGGAUUAUGGUUUCAGAGCGGAAAGCCCUUCGAUUUCAACACGAGCUGCAAGUGGUUAAAGAAGACGCCCUUCGGACUCUGCUCAGGAUUAAGCAGAUGAUGGAUUCAAAGAUAAAUGAAGCGGAGUCAACACGGUUGAGUCAACAGAGAAAGAUUGAAGAACUAGAAGCACAGCUACAUGAGGCUGAGGAUAUUGUAAGUGAUCUUAGAGGAGAGUUGAGAGAAGCGCAUGCUGCACUGGAGAGAGUGAAAAUCAACAAACAAAGUGCUCAUAGAGAACCCAAGGAGAACACGGUAUUCUGUGCAUCAGAACUUCAAGAUGGACAUGUGGCAGUUCCUGACAUCGUCAAGAACAUGAACCUUAUCCAGAUAAAUGAGGGCUACAAGUCUUGUAGCAGGACAGUUAAUCACACGGGCAACACUUAUUUCUCACACCCUGAUCUGCCCUCUAUAAUACUGAGAAGUAAGGAACCGGAGCUGUACAGGAACGGAUGCACACAAAGAAUCCGUGCUUGUGAAGGAAACACGUUAGCCAAGGAACUCUCACUUUCAGGGAAAAAGACAGGAAGAAAUGAUGAGAAUAAAGAAGUCUGUGUAAUACCUGCUGAGAAGGAAGUAGUGGUGGAAGAAGCAGACAGAUUGGUGAGCUUCAGUUCAUUUAAUAAGAAGAGGAAGAGAGCAAAUAGAUAUGGAAAAGGCCGAGUUGCUUUAGAUGGAAACCUUCCCCCGACUCCUCCUUCUCUGGUGAAGACGGAUGACGAAGGACAACCUAAUAAUAACAACCUUGAUUGUGAUGAGAAGAAAGAAGAGAGCAUGGUUCUCUCAAAAUCUUCUUACAGGAAAAGAAAACGGGCAAAAAGAAAUAGAAAAUAUGGAACUGAUUUGGAUAGAAACCUUCCUGAUCAUUCUUCUGAGAUGACUCCAUUAUCAUCAUCUCCAGAAAGAGAUGACUCAAAACCUGAACUUGUUGAGUCUCAUGGGGUUGAGAAAGAAGUUUCAGAUCAUAAUGGAUUGGCAGAAGUGGUGGCACCUGCAUUGCAGGAAACUGGAUCUACAGGGAGUUCAGGGAUCACAGUUCAUGAUAAAUCAGGUUUAAAGGUGUGUGAUGCUGCCAAGGAUGAAAAUAGGACCUUCAAAUAUACAUUCCAGAGAAAGCGGAAGCGGGGACCACCCUCUUCCAGAGAAGUUGAUGAUUCUGCACAUAAUGCUUCUGCACACAACUGUACUGUGGUGAAGAAUGAAGAGGAGAAACAACAAAGUGUUGUUUUGGUAGAUCAGCGGCCAAAGUUGUCAGCAGAAUCAUCUCGAGAUAGUAGGAGAAUGGCACAGGUUGCCCGCCAGCUCAUAUCAUUGUCAGAGAAGAAGUGGUGGCAAUGAAUAUAAAGUCUGCCACAGGAAGGAAAACAUACCCUCUGUGAACUUGUAUGAUCCAGGAUGGUUGGUUAGUUCCUGGUGAGCAUUGAAAAGCUGCGAUGGAAUAGAUAAUCACAUAAAUAUGACAGUAGUAGAGAUGUUAAUUGUAUGGCAUCAAAUAUUGAUGCCAAGUUCCAUACGUUGUUGUUGUGACUGAGACUUGACAUUCUGUGGAAGUAUAUAAACUUCUUCCUCCAUUUACGUUAAUCAAAUGUACGGAGUAAAUGUUUCUAGAAAUUCAUUUCAAGCAUUUAGUAGAUUCAUCCCUUCUCGUGCUUCAGAACCAC
Cuscuta europaea is the source of this 1927-nucleotide messenger RNA. The record is from the annotation of a GenBank genome assembly. NCBI's taxonomy places the organism in Eukaryota, Viridiplantae, Streptophyta, Magnoliopsida, Solanales, Convolvulaceae.